Molecule: messenger RNA, 714 nt
Organism: Ambispora gerdemannii
Lineage: Eukaryota; Fungi; Glomeromycota; Glomeromycetes; Archaeosporales; Ambisporaceae
Source: the annotation of a GenBank genome assembly
AUGAAAAAGAAAUUGGUGCAGUUAUUGCAAAUUCUACUAUUCCUCGCGAAAAAUUAUUCAUCACCACAAAGAGAAGAUGUUCAACCGGCUUUAGAAUUGUCGUUAAAAAACUUUGGAUUGGACUACGUUGAUUUAUAUUUAAUGCAUUGGCCAUUAGCAAUGCGAAAAAGUGAAUUUUUAGAACCUAAAAAACCGGAUGGUACAUUUGAUUGGGUGGACAUUGAUGAUGCGGAAGUUUGGUCGGAGAUGGAAAAAAUUGAUCCAUCCAAAGCGAAAGCCAUUGGUGUCUCUAAUUUUAAUAUAAGUAGACUUGAAAGAUUGAUCAGUAAAGCCAGAAUAAUACCUGCUGUUAAUCAGGUUGAAUUACAUCCAUACUUACCUCAGUGGGAACUACUGGAAUUCUGUAAAAAAUCUAAUAUACACGUUACAGCUUAUUCUCCACUCGGCAGCACUAAUUGCCCAUUGCUCACAGAUCCAACGUUAAUAGCGAUUGCAAAAGCAAAUCAAAAGUCAGUUGCUCAGGUUUUAAUCUCAUGGGCAGUUCAACGUGGAACUUCUGUUCUCCCGAAAUCAGUCGUACCAUCCAGAAUCAAUGCUAAUUUUAAUGAUUUUUUGUUGCCAGCUAAAGAUUUCGAGUCAAUUAAUGAGAUUACAACUCGUAAUCGCUACCUAAAACCUGAAGGUUAUCCUGAUGUAUUUGAAGAUGGCUUAUAA